This is a messenger RNA of Ceraceosorus bombacis, 1347 nucleotides long. Lineage: Eukaryota; Fungi; Basidiomycota; Exobasidiomycetes; Ceraceosorales; Ceraceosoraceae. The record is from the annotation of a GenBank genome assembly.
AUGUCGGUCCAGACCAUCGCGUUCAAGCAAGCUUUCGGCAGCGACAUCUCGCUCGACUACUAUCCUCCUCCACCUGGCGCUGCUUUGCCCGCUCCAGUUCUCUUCUCGGUCCACGGAGGUGGUGGAUCUGGCGGCGACAGGAAGGAUGUUAGAUUGUGGUCCUUUGCGCUGGCACGCGCUCGAGGUUAUGCCAUUGUAUCUCCCGACUACAGGCUCAUACCCGAAUGCGAUGCUCCCGCCAUCGCCAAAGACGUCUCUGACGCGUGGAACUUUGUCACCGCCGGAGAACUCAACAAGAAGCUCGGGAAGGAGGAAGUGGAUGUGAAGCGUGCCGUCUUGCUUGGCAUUAGUGCAGGUGAGGGUCCACGUCGGUGUAGCGAAAUGAGCUGGGCUGCGUGAGCAAUGCAUUCAGAAGUCGCGUCUCUGACUUCGAGUUCCUCUGCCUUCGCGUCCCCCAUCUCUCCUGCCAUCUUCCCCCAGGUGGUUGGAGCUCUACCCUGAUCGGCGCCAGAGCGCCAGUGCGCCCAGCUGCCUACAUCAACUUGUACGGCACCUGGUCCCUGCUUGCCGGCGAUUGGGGCAAGCCAGCCGUGAAGCCGAUGGUCCUCCCAGGCAUCGACCAAGCCACUCCAUUUUUGCUGCACAUCAUGAGUGAAGCCAAGGCAGGCAGGGGCAAGCCCACUACCGGAUCUUAUCUGAACAUCUUUCAGAUGCUUCAAACACCGCGCGAACAAAUAGAGGCGUUGGUGCAAGCCAACGGAAUCAGCCUGGAGGAUUUCAAAGCGUACGGCUUGGACGGCGUCAUGACGCAGGAAGAGAUCAUCCGAAACCUCUUGUGCCCUUACUCGGUCAACACGGGCGUCUUGGAGGCUAUCUGUGAAGGCCCGGGUGCGUGACUAGGAUGCAGUCAUCUCGCGUGAUGUUGGCUCCCCAUCAAGUGACUGACGCAUUGUUCCCCCCUUGCCCGUGCCCGCAGAUGGAAACACGCCAAACUGGGCAGGGCAUCCCAAAGAUCCCACACCGCUCAUCGACGCAAAGUUUCCUCCCACACUGACCUUGCAUGGCACGGGAGACAGCUUGGUGCCAUUCCACGUCUCCGAGACAUUUGACAGCAUCUUGAAAUCUCACGGAGUCAAAAGCGAGCUUGUGAGUUCACGCGAGAUGCCGAGACAGUAUGCGCGACGGAAUUUGAGCAACAUUUGACAUUCCCCAUGCUCUCCAUCGCUCCUUGAUCCAUACAAUCAGGUACCCUACCCAGACCAAGAUCACAUGUUCGACCUUGCAUGGCAUCCACACCUCCCAGACUUUGCGAAGAUCACGGGCUUCCUAGACUCAGUAGGCGCCUGA